AUGUCCGAAAGAUUUGACACGUCAGAGGCUACUGAUACCAAAGACACGAUUGAUAGUCACGGACAGGGCACUACUCAUAAAAGUAAUCCUACAGCUUUUACAUCACAAAUAUAUCCUGAGUCAAGUAACCCUUUGAGAGAACUGCGGCCAAAGAGACCUCGGCUGGAUGUGCCGAGUAAUACAGACAUUCCGGCUCACAUCAUCGAUGAUUUGUACGUGAGACUCGACAAAAUUAAUGGCGUUCUGUCCAAAGUCUUGAAGAAUGUGUCUCCUAAGGGAGCAGUGCCCACUGUAAAAUUAGCUGCGGUGCCCACGGUUGACAAUUCAGUCAAUCCCACACUUACUUGUUCCCGUUUUCCAUCCUUGGAUAGGAUAAUCCGUGAGUGUAUUGUCAAGGACAAUAUCUACGAAAAGUAUGACAACACCAAGACUUUACGUUAUGUACCAAACUGGUAUCUUCUCAAGCCCACCAUUGAAUACAUUCUAAGCCAAGAAGAAGGAAAGGGCGUGUCCGCAGCCACUGUUCGCAGUAAAAUCGUGCGCCAUAUUUCCCAAAAGAAGGCAAAAGACAAGAAGUCUAAGGAACAGAAGCUAAAAGAUAAGCGACAUGCAUGUUCUCUCCAGAGAAAAACUCAGGUAAUACCAAAAUAUAGUUUGUGGAGGAUGUUUGCCAAAGAAGGAAAAUGGUCCUUACAGCCUAUUGGAAAUACUUUGUGGAUAAGUUUGGAGAGGGAGGUGAUAAGCUUCUCCACAAUGAUUACACCUCAGACUUUGAGUCUAAUGAUGAAGAUGAAGUUGGGGUUGAAGGAUCGUCCUCUCAAAAACGCUUCUUCUGGUAAUUUCGCCCAAGCUGGAGGAGUGAAGAGGUACUGUAAAAAAGCCAACAAUUUCAUCCAAGAUCUCGAUAGCCUUUACAGCUCCGUCGCUAAAAAAGGUAGCGCUGGCCCUAUGUCUCAUAAAAUUAAGGGGGAAAGGGAAAAAAAACUAUCAAAGGAGAAGAUGGAUAAGCUGCCUUCUUGGUCGAAAAAACAAUAA
Messenger RNA from Phycomyces blakesleeanus NRRL 1555(-), 1035 nucleotides. RefSeq lists its product as hypothetical. The transcript has 5 exons. The record is from RefSeq and is a predicted model, not a curated record. NCBI's taxonomy places the organism in Eukaryota, Fungi, Mucoromycota, Mucoromycetes, Mucorales, Phycomycetaceae. The coding region runs from base 1 to 1035 and encodes 344 amino acids.